This is a messenger RNA of Punica granatum (pomegranate), 1780 nucleotides long. NCBI's taxonomy places the organism in Eukaryota, Viridiplantae, Streptophyta, Magnoliopsida, Myrtales, Lythraceae. The record is from RefSeq and is a predicted model, not a curated record.
UGAAAACUUUCGGCGAAAAGGGAAAGAAAACACCACAGGAGAUUUCGUGUGUGGCUCCAAAGUCUCCUUCUCUUCCCGCUGUCCUCUCCUCUCCUCUGCUUUCCUCUCUCCAUCCUUGGGGUUAGACAUGGCGUUGAUGUCUUCUUUAAGUUCCGCUCUCUGUCCUUCUCGUCGUCCUUUCUUCUCUCUCUCUUGCUCCUCUUCCUCUUCCUCUUCUUCUUUUUCUCCUUCUUCAUCUGACACAGAGAACCGCAACAAUCAGAAGAAGUCCGUGAAGCUAAGAGACGACUGGAGGAAACGGUCCAAACCCAUCCCCCCCGGUGGUACCUACCCUGCUAAGGACCACUGCAGUCGAUGUGGGUUGUGUGAUACGUAUUAUAUUGCCCAUGUGAAGAAUGCUUGUGCUUUCCUUGGAGAUGGAAUGUCCCGGAUCGAAGAACUGGAGCCUCUAGUUCAUGGUAGGGGUCGGAAAGUGAAUUCAUUAGAUGAGACGUACCUUGGGGUCCAUGAGAAGCUGUUAUAUGCCCGAAAGACGAAGCCUGUAGAAGGUGCACAAUGGACAGGAAUUGUGACUACAAUUGCAAUUGAAAUGCUUAAGGCAGGCAUGAUCGAGGCUGUCAUUUGUGUUCAGAGCGAUCCUGAUGAUAAGCUUGCUCCUAGGCCUGUCUUGGCGAGGUCUCCUGAGGAAGUUCUUGCUGCCAAAGGCGUUAAGCCAACAUUAUCUCCCAACUUGAACACUCUUGCUCUGGUUGAGGCUGCAGGUGUAAAGCGUCUGCUAUUUUGUGGCGUGGGAUGCCAAGUUCAAGCAUUGAGAUCUGUGGAGAAGCACUUGAACUUGGAAAAGCUCUAUGUUCUGGGCACAAAUUGUGUGGAUAACGGAACUCGAGAAGGAUUAGAUAAGUUCUUGAAAGCUGCAAGCAGUGAACCAGAGACUGUUCUCCAUUAUGAGUUCAUGCAAGAUUACAAGGUCCACUUGAAGCAUUUGGAUGGCCAUAUUGAAGAGGUCCCUUAUUUUUGUCUACCAGCAAAUGAAUUGGUUGAUGUCAUCGCUCCAUCUUGCUAUAGCUGCUUUGACUACACAAAUGGUUUAGCGGAUCUUGUGGUUGGUUACAUGGGGGUUCCAAAAUAUUCUGGAAUCAGCAUGACUCAACAUCCACAAUAUAUUACAGUGAGAAACAAGCGCGGAUUGGAAAUGCUUAGUCUUGUGGAAGACCUAUUAGAGAUCACUCCCACAAUCAGUAGUGGCAAUCGAAAACCCUUUGUCAUGGAAACUGUGAAGGCAGAUGACAAUGCCAAGUUGGGCAAGGGCCCUACUCAACCUGCUCCAAAGUUUGUCGGAAAUCUAAUAGCAUUCAUUUUAAAUUUGAUUGGACCGAAAGGACUGGAGUUUGCCCGUUACUCACUCGAUUACCACACGAUUCGGAACUGUUUGUACGUGAACCGUGCUUGGGGAAAGGAAAGGGUUAUCUUCAAAAAUGGCUGCAGAGCAAGUAGGCACAUGCCUUCGUAUGCAAAGAAACUCGUGGCCAUGUACAACCAGAAGGGGGAGAUCGACGUGAUGCUUCUCCAAAAGUGAAUUCCCUCUGUGUAGUCUAGCAAAAGUGAGGAGUAGUACAUUCGGGCCUGUUGCUGUGCAUAUUCCGGUUUUAUGGUAAUCUAUUGAUGCGACGGUUAUCUGAUGAGAAAUGACUCGCAUCUGUUGUUGACUGUAACAGCAUUGUAUCAUCAAUAGGCGGUGGAAAUGAAAAUUUGCAGUACACCAUAGAGAAAAGUUGAAACA